This is a messenger RNA of Heterotrigona itama, 1581 nucleotides long. NCBI's taxonomy places the organism in Eukaryota, Metazoa, Arthropoda, Insecta, Hymenoptera, Apidae. The record is from the annotation of a GenBank genome assembly.
AUGAGCGCAAAUAGCGGUGACAGUGUUAAAAUAAAGAGCGAUACGUCGAGGAAGAGAUUGACCUCCGCUCAAAAAGAUCUAUAUAUGAAACCGCUGUUAAGGUUAAAGCAACAAGAAGGCAUUCUUGAAAAAGGCCUUAUCACCGCUAUCGAGAACAUGAAAAUAGACUCGAAUUUGGCCAACGAUAUUAUGAAUCAACACAGGGAACUGUCUUUGAAGAGGCAAAACUUUUUAGACGCGAUGCACAGAAAUAUGGAGGACAUCGCUUCCGAAUUGGAUUCUGCGAAACACAUUGCGAACAAUCCGGAAGCUUUACAAAAGCUAGAUGUAAAUACGUACAAGUCGAAAUUGAUCAAACUUUCGCAGAAAAUGCAAGCAUUCGAGAAAUCUUGUCCGAGUCGGGCAUUAACGGAGGAGGGAAAUACAUUGAGUUCCGAGUUGCACGAACUUGACUUCGAUUUAGACAAAUAUGAGAAAGCGCAGAGAAACGCGACACUUCUGUCGUUAUCGUGUAAAAGUAAAGUGGAGAACAAACAAAAGAAAUCGGAAUACAAAGACGUGGACGAUUUUCACGCUCUGGUCGCGGUAACAGGACACACGGAAAAUUGGACCAUGGAGGAUCACCUGUUCUUCUUAAAAAUGCGGAAGAAAUGCGAGAAUGUUCCGACUCUGGUUGCAGCUAUCCAGCAAAAGUGUCCGGAUCUGUCCGUUGAAACUAUAGUGAAUCACGAAGCGUGGUACAAGCAGUACACAGAUUUGCGCGAGAAACAAAAAACAGCGGUGAAAGAGUGGCGUCAGAGAAAGGCCUUGGAGAGGAAAGAAAAUAUCGGCGAAAUGGACAAAGAUAUUCAGGAUCUUCAUGUAGAUGAAGAUCUUCCCGAAGAGAAAACAAUUGGUACUUUUAAGAAAAUAAAAUCGUCCACGAGGGAAGGCAGCAGCGCCAGUUCCAAUGAAAGUCAGAAGAAAGAACUGAUCAAGAAGUGGAGAAUGGAAAAAGAAAAUAAGCGAUUCAUGGACGAAGAACAGAUGAAAAUGCAGAUGAAGUUGAGGAAAGAGGUGGAGGAAAAUAGGAGAAAGAAACGCAGGGAGAAGAUCCAGGUAGCUUUGGACGAAUAUAAAAGGAAGAAGUGCUUGGAAAAUGUUUUAAAAGAGAUGGAGGAACGUUCCAAAGAGAAACGUGUAUACGAUACAACUUUGAUCAAAGCAUUUAGGGAACAAGACAAAGAAUUCACCAAGAGGAGAGAAACUUUGAUCCUACGUUCGAAAAAGCCAAGCAAAUGCGAGUCGGUAAAUAUAAAAAAGAUGGAGCUUGUAGGAAUGAGGAAUUAUUCAACACUGUUAAAUACCACGAAAGUUUGGAGGGAGAGAUGCAAAGUGGAUGAAUCGACCAGCCGUUCCAACGAAUUUCAAUACAUCAAGGAUUUACCAAGAAUGUGAGUAACUAAAUAAAUUAUUAAACCGUUUAUUUAUUUACAUAUGGAUGGUAUUACAGGCGUAUCCGAUGGAGGAACGAAGAAUCAGAGGAUCUAAAAAUCUAACAAGAAAUAUAUCGAUUAAAAAAUAUAAAAGACGUUAGUAUAA